AUGGCAGCAAAUUAUUCUGACGACAUUGGCCCUAUGGGCUACCCCAUGAAGUUGGUCUCGUCGGAAAUCGUUGAGCACAUGUUAGGCUGGAACAUCCCUGAGGAGCAUCAGGAAAUGGUGCAUGAACACUGGCGCAACUACCCCGCGGUCAAUAAAUACUGGCACUUCUGCCUAGGGUUCAUCUACUCCUUGCUCAUGAUCAUAUCCCUUAUUGGAAAUGGAACAGUCAUCUGGAUAUUCAGCACAUCAAAAUCCUUACGGAGUGCAAGCAAUAUGUUCGUGAUAAAUUUAGCGCUGUUCGAUUUGACGAUGAUGUUGGAGAUGCCGCUGCUUAUAAUUAAUUCGUUCUACCAGUAUCCAGUUGGCUUCCAACUCGGCUGUGACAUAUACGGGAUAAUCGGCUCGCUGUCCGGUAUCGGCGGCGCAAUCACCAACGCAGUGAUUGCCUUUGACAGAUACAAGACAAUUUCGUGCCCGCUGGAUGGAAGGAUAAACAAAGUGCAAGCCUAUUUGCUUAUUUUAUUCACAUGGAUCUGGGCUAUGCCUUUCACUGUCCUGCCCGCUAUUAGAGUGUGGGGACGUUAUGUUCCCGAGGGCUUCCUCACCACCUGCUCCUUCGACUACUUCACCGAUGACCAGGACACAAAGGUGUUCGUCGGUGCCAUCUUCAUUUGGAGCUACGGCAUCCCUAUGUCGCUCAUCUGCUUCUUCUACUCUCAACUCUUUGGAGCUGUCCGACUUCAUGAGAAAAUGCUACAAGAACAAGCCAAGAAGAUGAACGUGAAAUCGCUAGCCAGCAACAAGGAAGAUGCGAACAAAAGCGUUGAGAUCAGAAUCGCAAAAGUAGCCUUCACAAUCUUCUUCAUGUUUGUCUGUAGCUGGACGCCUUAUGCCUUCGUCGCCUUGACCGGCGCUUACGGUGACAGGAGUCUGUUGACACCACAUGCCACGAUGAUUCCUGCAGUUUGCGCCAAAGUUGUCUCAUGUAUAGACCCAUGGGUGUAUGCCAUCAACCACCCCAGAUACAGAGCGGAGCUUGAGAAACGUAUACCUUGGCUCGGAGUUCGUGAACAAGAUCCCGACACGGCGUCCGAGCGAGCGAGCGUCGCCACAGCGCAGUCCCACACGCCGAACGCCGAAGCCUGA
Parnassius mnemosyne (clouded apollo) is the source of this 1146-nucleotide messenger RNA. The record is from the annotation of a GenBank genome assembly. Lineage: Eukaryota; Metazoa; Arthropoda; Insecta; Lepidoptera; Papilionidae.